UACAACUUACCGGGCAUGUGGACCACGUAAGCAAGCCGGUCACGUGACCAGAGCGCAUAAAAAAGGGCUGAGAGCAGGGCGGCAGUAUUCAUAGGACUGGAGUUAUGAUCGGGAUCCGCGUCGGAGGGUACAGUUCUGCCCAAUGACUUACAGCGAACGCUGGUGCGAUUAGCUGUUUAGGCUCGGACCCCCCUCCACUUUGACGGAUAUAAUGAGAGCAUGGCCAAGCGGCGGGACGCCGAUGAAGGGAAGCUGAGCGCUCCUGCGGCGCAACCGGAGCGCGGCGAUGCGCUGGAUCCCGGGCAGCUGACCGUGGACAGCGAGGAUGGGGCGGAGGAGGAGUUGUCGCUGGAGGAGAUCUUGGUUCUGUAUGGCCAGCCGAUCAACGAGGAGCAGGCAUGGGCCGUGUGCUACCAGUGCUGCUGCUCCUUGGCGCAGGGAAGCGGGAGGAAAUCCAGGUCCCAUGCGGCUUCGGCCGGGUGUCACGCACGGAGGAUCGGGGGCCCCGAAGAUGUCAGGAUUGCCAAAGAUGGGUCUGUCAGGUUACAGCAUCAGGAGGCUCCAGAUAAGCAUCGGUCACCGUGCACAAUGACAGAGAUGAUCGAGUCCCUGGGUAUCAUGAUUUACAAGGCCCUGGACUACGGGCUCAAGGAGAACGAGGAGCGGGAGCUGAGUCCCCCACUGGAGAACAUCAUCGACCUCAUGACCAACGUGGCGGAGACAGAGGGCGACGGCUGCCCCGACGAAGGCUACGAGGCCACGGAGGAAGAGGACGAGGAAGUCCACGCCGAGGUCCUUAGUGUCCGCGGCUACAGAGACAUCCUCAAGCUCUGCACUUCCCAUCUCCCCAGUCCCUUAGAUGCCCCCAACCACUACCAGGCCGUCUGCCGUGCCCUCUACGCUGAGACCAAGGAGCUCCGCACCUUCCUGGAGAAGAUAAAGAAUGCCAAAGAGAAUCUGAGGAAGAUGGAGGGGGGGGAGGAGGAGCCAUCUCGGGACCUCAAUGAGCUGCAGAACGCCGACUGGGCUCGGUUCUGGGUCCAGGUGAUGAGGGACCUACGCACCGGUGUAAAGCUGAAGAAGGUCCAGGAGCGUCAGUACAACCCGCUGCCCAUUGAGUACCAGCUGACGCCCUACGAGAUGCUGAUGGACGACAUCCGCUCCAAGCGCUACAAGCUGCGUAAGGUCAUGGUCAAUGGGGAUAUCCCUCCCAGGCUGAAGAAGAGUGCCCAUGAGGUCAUCCUGGAGUUCAUCAGGUCCAGGCCGCCCCUGAACCCAGUCGCCGCCCGGAAGCUGAAGCCCCACCCACAGAGGCCGCAAACCCUUCACGAGCGAAUCCUGGAGGAGAUCAAGUCUGAGAGGAAGCUGCGGCCUGUUUCCCCGGAGGAGAUCCGCAGGACCCGGCUUGUAUUUCGGCCUCUUAGCAUGUCUUACAGUUUUGACUUGUCAGACAUGUCGAACGGGGCCUCCAAGAAGAAGACUCUUAGCGCCCUCGGACUGACCAAUGGGACGGCGGCUCAGAGCCAGCAGAAGGGCGUGGCCGAGGGGCAGCUGCUGUCCCAGCGGAAGAGACUCCUGAAGGCCCCAACGCUGGCGGAGCUGGAAAGCUCCGAGUCGGAGGAGGAGGUGACACUCCGGUCGGCCAGUAGUUCCAGCAUCUCCACGUCCAUGGUGGAGGACACCUCCCCAGAGUCUGUCCUGGGCAAGAAGACUCCACCCCUGUUCUUGCCCAUCUCCUCCACACCCCAACCGGAGCGACGUCAGGCCUCCCAGAGGAGACACUCCAUCGAGAAGGAGACCCCCACGAACGUGCGGCAGUUCAUGCCCCCGACGCGGCAGAGCUCCAAGUCUCUGGUUGACAGUGACGUCCGCACCAAGCCGGAGGAGUUCUGCUACCCGGUGGAGUGCCUGGCCCUCACGGUGGAGGAGGUGAUGCACAUCCGGCAGGUGCUGGUGAAGGCCGAGCUGGAGAAGUUCCAGCAGUACCGGGACGUGUACAACGCCCUGAAGAAGGGCAAGCUUUGCUUCUCCUGCCGGACAAAGAGGUUCUCCCUCUUCACCUGGUCAUAUACCUGCCAGUUCUGCAAAAGACCCGUGUGCUCGCAGUGCUGUAAAAAGAUGAGGCUUCCGGCCAAACCCUACGCCAGUCUGCCUAUCUAUUCGCUGGGCCCCAGUGCCCUGCCCCACGGCACCCCCUCAGCCCAGCCCGAGACGUCCUCCUCCAGCCCCCAACGGCACAGUCUCCAGCGAACUGUCUCCAGGCUGACCAAACCCGGAGACGGGACACGUGGGGAGGUGGCUCUACCCGAGGAGCUGACCGAGGACUGGAGCUCCAUGGAGGUGUGCGUAGACUGCAAGAAGUUCAUCUCAGACAUCAUCUCUUCCAGCAAGCGCAGCCUGUCGCUGGCCACCAAGCGUGCUCGCUUGAAGCGCAAGACCAAGUCCUUCUACAUGUCCUCACCCAACACGUCCGAGUACCGGCCGUCCGAAAGGACGAUCAAAGAAGUGUAGCCCGGUGCCUUGCCCCUCUCUCGUCCUUACAGGCACCCCCCCCCCCCAUCCCAGACCUAAGCCCCCCCAAGAAUGAAACGGGACAAACUGUUAGGGUCUGACUGGGUGGUGAGGGUCAACCCAGUGUCUGGUGGUGUCCGUCCCACUGGGUUUGGCCGACGUCUCCCAUGGUUCCUGUACGCUCACGUCACGGGCCCUGGGAGGGAAUGGGGGCCCUGGGUGGGAAUGGGGGCCCAGGCCGAAACAAAUCGGGUGGAUGGCUGGGCUUGACGUUUGGUUGGUCGCCUGUCUGCUGUUGAGUACCAGAUCUUCCAGACAAAAAACAGUGACAUGUGUCCUGUUGUUCUGUGGCUGCUGUGUGCGGUUCACCCUUUCUGCCAACAUCACCCCCCCCCCCCCCCGCCUGGCAGGGCACCCAGCAUGGUGUAACCCCUCCCAUCACCAAAUUUGGAUUUGUCACGUUUGAAUCCCAGGGGAUUCUGUAAAUGGCUGAGCAUCUGGCUCCUCCCUCCAUACAGGACUAUACACAAGCACAAAUCUACAGAAAAAUUUGUAAAUACAAAUUACAAAAUAAAUUGUAAAAAUUUAUUUGAACAUUUUCAGUGCAGCUUAUUAUGGGAGAAACGGUCAGUCAGGAUAGUAUCCUAAGCCAGUGAUUAGGGGAGGAUAAGGCAACAAGCCAAAAGUGAUGACAAUAAUGGAUGUUUUAAGGAUUAUUUGUACCAGCCUUGGACUGUAAAUGUUUUCCUACAUGGUGAUGUUUUUUACGGCUAAGUCCUGAGUGUUUACAUGUGUGUACACACUGCGGUGAGAAUUGAGCUGAGAUCAAGUGAUGUCUUAUGGUCUCCAUUUCCUCAGUGUGUGGCUUUUUUUUAAAAAAAAGAAAACAAUCCUUGGUUUCUAUGGGCUGGAACUACAGCAGCAGACCAGGCCGGUACUACACCACGUGAUUUGAGGGAACCCCAUCCAUACACUGGAAGAAAAGCCCGUUUAUAAAAGUCCGAGUUGCAGUGGAUGUUUGUAUCGUCAGGGUUGCCAUACAAUUAAUCUGUUCCAGCAAUUAUGUCCCGCCCCUGCAUUUCUAAACGGGAUAUACCUUGAUUUUCGUUACGGGCAUUACGGGAAUUUCAGACUAGAAUGCAAGCCGUUUCUAAGACCCCUUCCCGGACAUUGUGACGAGAAAGUAGAAACAGGCUGUGUUAUCCGUUGUACAGUCAUAUAACUAAAAUAUUUAAGAAAAAGGUCUUUUCUGUUUGUGGAGGUUUAACAUUUGAGUUUUUCUUACUUGCUUAAAGGGGUCGUCUCUGUGUUUGCUGGAUAUAUUUGCUUCUCCUUGCUGUAAAAUAUUUAAUGCCACACGACAGAGAUGAAUACGAUCCCAAAUGUGCCAGCUGUGAAUACCGUCUGGUCUCAGAAGGUCAUAGGAGGCAGAGACGGGUGACCAUUUAUGUAUAAGAUGUACAGUCAACUUGUAUUUACCAAUCGCUCCGAUCUACUGAACUGUGCUAAAAACUUUAGUUUAUUUGAAUAAUUUGAAUUAAUGAUUUAUUAUUGUUACUAAGAAUGUUAUUGUCAUUGAUAUGAGCAUUUUUAAGUUGUUUUCCUACAACCCUAACAUUCAGUCCUUGUAAACCAGUUACAAGAAUCAGUUUGUUUUGCUUUUGCCUUGUGUAAAAAAAAAAAAAAAAACUUGCGUUACCUAUAAAGAAAAAAGAACCUUGCAGUCCAUUUUCCAGCCGGCCUGUACUCAGCCUGCCCUGUUCCCUUCCUCAUUUUGGAAAGUACCAAAUUUCCUAGUCGUUUAUGGAAUAAAAGGGAAUGCCCUUCGUUUUCA
Brienomyrus brachyistius is the source of this 4345-nucleotide messenger RNA. RefSeq names its product protein spire homolog 1-like. The transcript has 18 exons. The record is from RefSeq and is a predicted model, not a curated record. The coding region runs from base 220 to 2511 and encodes 763 amino acids. Gene Ontology annotation, biological process: establishment of meiotic spindle localization; actin nucleation; Golgi vesicle transport. Gene Ontology annotation, molecular function: actin binding. Lineage: Eukaryota; Metazoa; Chordata; Actinopteri; Osteoglossiformes; Mormyridae. Gene Ontology annotation, cellular component: cell cortex; cytoplasmic vesicle membrane.